AUGGAACAGAUUCAAUGGCUUGCUCGAUGUGGAUUGAUUGAAUCAGUAGUUCAAAGUUUAUUUAAUCUUAUUGAACAUCAAUUAGAUGAACUUAUAUUAACAUUCAAUGAGUCAGUGGUCCAUCGGAUAAAUUAUGUAAAAGAUCAUAUGCCAAUGUUUCCUGACAGAGAUAAUCAAUCGAUCGUUUAUUUAAUAGAUUAUGUAAAACAAGAUGAAAUUCAUCUUAAUUGUGAUCAAUUACGUUCUACAUAA
Molecule: messenger RNA, 252 nt
Organism: Rotaria sp. Silwood2
Lineage: Eukaryota; Metazoa; Rotifera; Eurotatoria; Philodinida; Philodinidae
Source: the annotation of a GenBank genome assembly